Molecule: messenger RNA, 2435 nt
Organism: Harmonia axyridis
Lineage: Eukaryota; Metazoa; Arthropoda; Insecta; Coleoptera; Coccinellidae
Product: glutamic acid-rich protein
Exons: 5
Coding region: 150-1160 (336 amino acids)
Source: RefSeq, a predicted model, not a curated record
UAUCUAUGACACUAUGACAGAAACAAGACUAAUAUAAAUAAUAAUAAAUAAACAAAUAUUUUUAAAUUUGGAAUCUUUCAAUAAGCGAAUCUUCGAUUUCCAUGUAAUCGACUGAAUCAUUUUAGUCAAUUUGAUACGUAUUAUUUACCAUGCCUUUAACAAAGGAAAAAAGAAAACUCAAUAAAUUGAUUCAACAGUCCGACUCUGAUGAAAGUGAACAUGAACUUUCUUAUUAUGUGAAUGAUAGAAUUAAGUUGAUGAAAGAAGUUUUGAAAAUAGUAAAACCUAAAAAAAUAAAACUUAUGGCACCUUCUUGUCUUAGAAAUGUCGAUUCUGAAGAAAUAAAUUCCAUGUUACUGGAAGAAUUAUUGGGUAUAUCUAACAAGCGAUUAAAAUAUAUUUUCAAUGGUCAAAGUUUAGAUGAAGAUAGUAGUACUACUAGCGAAGACAACCACCCUAUUGAUGUAAUUUCAUUGGAUGACAUAUCUGAUGAUGAAUUGGUGAUAAAUGUAGAUGAUGAUGAAGAUACAGGUCAAAAAAAGGAUAGAAAAGAUUCUAAACAUCGUAAAUGUAAAAGAUCAAGAACAAAAAAUUCUGUUAAAUUAGAGAUAGAAAAGAAUGAGAAGUUGCCAGAAGGGGAAAAUGAAAUUGGAUCAAAUAAAAAUCUUAUGAGUGUAUUGGAAUUGCUGGAAUUACAAGCAAGAGCAAGAGCUAUCAAAUCUCAAUUACUUUUAGAGAAUGCAAAAACUCAGGAAAGUAUUUCAUUAAGUAAAAUCCCCACAAUUGAAGAAAAAGUAGGAAGUGAUGAUGAAGUAAUUAUUCAAACUACUAAAACUGAAGAAAUAAUUAUUACAUCUUCCGAUUCUGAGUAUGAAGGAAUGAUCAAUGAUACAUCUGAAAAAAAUAAUGAAGAAUUUGCAGAAAACAUUGACAUUGAUAAACAAAAAAAGGAAAAUAUGGAAGUAGAUAAAUCGACAAAUAUCAAAGUUAUUGAGAAUAAAGAACUGACAAGUGAUGAAUUAUUCACAAAUGAAAAUAAUAGAGACGAGUUAAGUGAUAAAAAGGUCGAAAUAUGUGAUGAAAACAAAGAAAAAUCAUUGGAAAAUGAUGAAAUAAUUCAAAUAAAUCUAAGUGAUGAUGAAAUGAAUGAAUUGAAAUGAUGGGCACUAGUUAAUACUAGCUGAUACAAAGCUAAUGCUUUGUUGUGAAAUUGUAAAUAAGAUGAAAUAAUUCAUUAAUUUUUCAGAAAAAAAGGAUCCUUUUAUUUACUUAAUUGAGAUUUUUCUGGUAAUGUGAUAAAAUAAAUUGAAUUCACUGAAAUAUUAGCACAAAUUCUAUGAUAGAGAAAUUUAUUGUUUGUUUAUUCAUUAAUUCAUGAUAAAAUUAUCAAAAAAAACCUGUACUGAAAAAUUAAUGAUUAAGAGUAUUGAAUAUUUUAAAGUGAAAAGAGUGCAUAUUUGUGGAAAGAAAUCCCAUCAGUCUUGCUCCAUAAUAAUGAACAGAUAAAGAAAUAUUAUUGAACAACCACUGUUUCCCUCUAAUAUGACUUUUAUAUUUCUACUUUGAGAUGACAAUUUUCAUUCAAUGGAAGUCUUAUUAAAGGAGAAAUUGCGUAUGUUGAGAACUAGCAACUGAAAUAGUCAAAAUGCCUAUUCAAAAACAAGACCUCUUAAAUUUAUGUGCCUUGGCUGUACAAAAUGAAGAUCUUAUAGUUGGCAUAGGAAAAAUGGCAUUGGCCCUGUCACCUAAUGCACAAGCAUUCAAUAUUGCCAGAGGUGUUGCUGGAAUGGUAUUCAAUAGGCUUGGCGUCAAUAACCAGAGCGGAUAUGACAGAUCUCCUGUAGGAAAUUCAAGAUAUGGGAAACAAAUUCCUGCUGGCGAAUACAUCCAGAAUCUCAUGAACGAGGACCAGCAAGAAGAAUUGAUCGACAGAGUAUCUGGAGUUUUGGGCAAUAGAAGCGAAAACUUUUCAUUCAAUGACCUUUUGGGAAUGGUACUGAAUAACUCUAACGUAAAAAAUUUGGUAAUAAGAGAAAUCAAGAGAUUUUUGGAGAGUGAAAACUUAUCAUGUAAUCGUUCCUAUGACUGUUGUUCCAGGAGUAGGUCUUGUUCUAGAUAUUAAAUUAUUUCUGCAGAUUGAACGCUAGCGAUAACUACUUAAAACUAUUCUUAUGUAUUUGUAGUCUCAAGAUUUUGUUGAUUCAAAACUAUUCAAUUGGAUCGAAUCAAUUUAUAUAUUCAAAAUCAAAAUCUCACAAGAUGUGAAGAGACACUUUAAAUAUUAUGUGUUAUUUGACUUUUAAAUGUUUUUUGUGAUUGUAUUUUUAUUUUGUAUUUAACUGACUUUUUAAUUAUUGUCAAUAUGAUAUUAUUUUCAUUCAUUGUUUUACAUUGAGCUGGAACUUGAUUAUGACAAUAAAGAAUUUCCAAAUUUA